Molecule: messenger RNA, 3842 nt
Organism: Esox lucius (northern pike)
Lineage: Eukaryota; Metazoa; Chordata; Actinopteri; Esociformes; Esocidae
Gene: nipa1
Product: NIPA magnesium transporter 1
Exons: 5
Coding region: 445-1401 (318 amino acids)
Biological process (GO): magnesium ion transport
Cellular component (GO): membrane
Molecular function (GO): magnesium ion transmembrane transporter activity
Source: RefSeq, a predicted model, not a curated record
GCAAGUGACCUACCGUCACGUGACUGGUACCAUUUCAGUCUGAUUAGAAAUGUAAUCAUUACAUGUGUAUAGAACAUGUGUUUGCGAUCCUCUCCCUGACUUUGCUGUAGUGUAGUUGCAAAUUUAUUCAUAAUCAAAAUGUGUAUGUGUUGUUUUAUAUGUGAAGAGAUUCAUUCAUACUUCUCUGUUGAAUUGCAUGAUGAUGUUUUCCAAUGUUUUACAGUUGACAUUUAUUACAUUCGUUUUGUUUUUAUAGAUCGUAUUAUUGGUUGUGUGGCAGAUGAAAUUGUGCUAUUUAAAUUGUACAUGACUUGCAUUCGUGUAUGUCAGCCUAUGGAGGGCGCUUUCGGAUCGUAUGGAUUGGAAUGGCCUCGCCUGUACGGACCUGUGUGCCGAAGUGACUAGUAGGCGACGGUUUUUUGUUUAACUACAAUAUAAGCAGUAAUGGAAGUAGAAGUGAGAGAAAAUGCAAUACCAGUUGCUGCUGGUAUAUGGAUAGCUGUAAUAUCAAGUUUCAUCAAUGGAUCUACGUUUGUGCUACAAAAAAAGGGAAUAUUACGAGCCCGGAAAAGAGGUGGUUCCUAUCUAAAAGAUGGCGUAUGGUGGAGCGGCACACUCUCCAUGAUUGUGGGCCAGAUUGGAAAUUUCCUGGCCUAUAAUGCUGCACCCGCUGUUGUGGUCGCACCGUUAGGCGCUCUGGGGGUGCUGUUCGGGGCUGUGCUGGCCUCCUUUCUCCUCCAGGAGCAGCUGAAUGUUCUUGGGAAGAUGGGUUGUGCGUUAUGUUGUUGUGGCUCCGUGGUGCUCAUCAUUCACUCCCCAACUUCAGAGAGCGUCACAAAUAGUCUGGAGCUGGAAGAGAGGCUGGCUGAUCCAGUUUUUGUCUGUGCAGUGUUUGUAAUCUACACAUCAUUGGUGGUCCUUCUGCUGGCCGUGUUGAUAGUGUGGGUAGCCCCAGCUCACGGCCGGUCCAACAUCAUGGUGUACGUGUCCAUCUGCUCCCUCCUGGGGAGCUUCACGGUCCCCGGCAGCAAAGGUCUGGGCCUAGCCUUCCAGGAUGCCUUUAACGGAGGGCCAAGCAGCAGCCGAGCCCUGUGUCUCUUCGUAGGUCUACUGGGAACCCUGGUUAUCAGCGUCUUCAUCCAGUUCACCUUCAUCAGUAAGGCUCUGGAAUCCUACGGCUCUCACAUGUUUGAAGCCAUCUACUACGUGACGUUCACAUCUACAGUCAUCACUGCGUCGGCAAUACUGUUCAGGGAGUGGACAGCCGUGGGCGUGGUGGACUGCCUGGGCAUGGUGUGUGGUCUUACCACUGUGGCCGUGGGAGUUCUACUGCUGCACAUCUCCUCAGAGGCCUCAGUCACCUGGGGGGAGAAGGUCAAAGGACCGAAUAAAAUGGACUGAUGAGUCUCUAAAUGAUCUUGAAUGGCACAUAUAAGUGCAUUGUGGGUGCAAUUGUUAUAAUUUUUUCACUGAAAUGUGACAAUGCGAGGCGGCAUUGAACCAGUGCCAAUGAAAAAAUGUGUAGAGUAUUCUUCUGUAUGUCAGACUCGGUCCAUGUCUACAGGUCUUUUAUAAUGAAGUGAACUUAAUGAACACUAAAAUCCGGUGCUUCUUGUUGCAUUGGGACAUGUUUAUAUUGUCAUAUCACACACAAUACUGUAUACUGCACAGCCAUUGCUAGGGUGGGGGAAGUGAUGAAUAUUACUUUGCCUUCAUAACAACUGGAUUCUUAGGGGGUAAACGGAGGUCAAAUCGUGACUAUGGUCAUGGGCUUAUCUGAUAGGGGAGACGUACAAUGCAGUCAAUAUGUAUUUGGACAGUGGGACAAGUUUUGUUGUUCUUGGCUCUGUACUUCUGUACAUUGGAAUUUCACAUAACUGAGAUUAAUACUGUGUGCUGCCAUUUUUAUACAUGUUAAUCACAUUAAUGUGCAUCACAUCACAUUUUGUUCUUGGUUGCAAAUCUUUUCGCACUUCAUGAUUGCCUAGUUAACAUCUGUCAGACCCGUACUGCAGUCAUUUCCAGUUCAUGUUUAUUUUGGGGGGCAGUUCAGUCUUGUCUUCAGCAAGUAAAAUGCAUGCUCAGUUGUAUUCGGGUCGGGUCACUGACUUGGCCAGUCAGGACUAUAUCACGACUAUAAAAACCUCUUGGUUUCUUUACCUGGUGCAGGGUACGAGGUGAAGUGCUGUUCAAUAAGUGGUGAGACAUUUUUGAGCAGACAAAAUGUUUGGGUACUCAGAAUUUAUAUUACUUCUGCCACCACUGUCAUCAAUGAAGACAAGUGAGCAUGAUCCAGUGGCAGACAUGCCUAAAACCUCCCCCUCCCCCAUCUUAUUUCAAGUUGGUAUGUCUGUUUAUUUUUUCUCUCCCCACUUUUGUCUUGCCACCACUCUGUCAAUAGCAGUCAAAUAGCCUUCAUGUUGUCUCUGCCUGCCCACAGUAACUUAGUCCAGAAAUAUACUUGUCUUGGUAUGUUUUAGGUCAUCUGGUUUUUUUUGUCUGACAAUUUUUUUUUGCCCCUUGCAGUCCAACAUCUAUAGUUUGGCCAUCAAACUCUUCUGCGAAAGGAGGAAGCUCACAAUUGGCAAAUGGAUCAAUUUACUGCCUUGCUGAACUACUGUUUCAAUGUUGAUAGGAGUUAACUCCUGGUUAUUGCAUACUGACAGUGCCCAAAUUAAAAAAGCACUUUGUGACAGCUACUCAGGUAAAAAGGGCUUUAUAAAAUACAUUUGAUUGAAUUUGCUGGAGUGAAGUGAUUUGUUGGGAAGUGAAAUCCAGAAUGGUUGGGAAGGAUGAUGAACAGGACUGCCUUCUGCCUUGUGUUGCUGUGCUCUAGCGUCAAUAGGUUGGCCAUAAUCACCAAUCAAACAUUACAACAUUUGGAGGAGAAAAAGGUGGGGAAAUACAAAUCCUGACCUAUGAUAUUACCGUUAGAAAGUCAGAGCUCUAAGUCUAGUAACUUGAGAAUACUUUUUUAGAUUAAAAUUUUCAUUCCGUGAGAACAAGCUGGGUGACUGUUUAAUAAUAUCUUUCAGUGGGAAUUGUAUUUAGAACAUUAAUUUGGUGGACCUUUCAAAAACAUUUUUCUCAGCCUGAGUUAACGUUUUUAUUGCAGUUACUCAUAAUUCAUCUUUGUGAGAAAAUGUACUUAUCAAAAUAAAAUGAGUAGUGUUACUUUUAUGCUCUUCACUCAUAGGUCUCCUUUCAGCCCAUUUAGAAAGCUUUUUUUAGAAACCAUUUAAACCUAUUGCUUUUUCCACAGGCUGCAUCAUUUAAUUAUUCAAAGAGUAACCCUAGAUUCAGUCACAACAGAGUCGAAUUUUGUUUCAUUUGGCUGAAGGACUUAUAAAGACUAAGGAGUAAGGAAUGGGUUAAAAUAUUAAGAUAACAUCUCCAAAGUUAAUGUUGUUUUUCCCAGUCUCAUUUAAUACGUUAUCUGUUUUGGUCCUUUUUGGAAAAUACGUUAAAGCUCUGAAAAAUAAAUUCCAAUAGUUUUCAACCAAGAAAUGAUCGGGUGUGAUUUGUUAAAAUCACACUGGAGAAAAUACUCGAACUAGAUUCUUUGUGUAAACCCAGUCUGUAUGGAGGGUAGACUACAGUAUACAUACAUAUUCCAGGUGACUACCUUAUGAAGCUGUUGAGAGAAUGCAAAAAGAGUAUGCAUAGCUGACAUCAAGGAAAAGGGUGGCUACUUUGAAUCAUCUACAAUAUGAAACAUAUUUUGAUCUGUUUAACACUUUUUGGUUGCUACAUGAUUACACUUGUUAUUUCAAAGUUGUGAUGUCUUCAGUAUUAUUCUGCUGUGUAGAAAAUUGUAAAACUAAAUAAAUACACUUAAAUGA